GCUCGCGCUAAGGAAACCGAGAAACCGGACGUUGAUAACAAUCUUUCACAUUACUCGCAGCUACAGUCAUCUCCUAGUUUGUUCGCGUGUCGCUGCUUCUCCGUGUUUCAGAAUAAGCUGCUAGUUGUUAAAUAAUUUCAGAAUUCGUUUAAUUUUAUUGGCGUUUCUGUUUUGAGGAAGACACACCCUCCAAGUUGAGGGACGCUAUCAAGGAAUCCGUUGUUUUGCUAGUUUUCGGUUGUCGGUAUCAAAAUGGCCUAUCCCGGAUACGGUGCACCACCCGGGGGAGUCCCAGGAAUGCAGCAAGAUCCUCUCUAUGGAUUUUUUUCUGCCGUUGCUGGACAGGAUGGACAGAUCUCUGCAGAUGAGCUGCAGCGCUGCCUCACACAGUCUGGCAUGUCUGGCUCAUACCAACCCUUCAGCAUUGAUACGUGCAGACUGAUGAUUAACAUGUUGGAUAGGGACAUGUCUGGCUCCUUGGGCUUUAAUGAGUUCAAGGAUCUGUGUCAGGCUCUGAAUGGCUGGAAGGCAACCUUUGCAUCCUUUGAUCGUGACCACAGCGGGGCAGUAGAGGGCCAGGAACUGCAGCAGGCUAUUCAAUCAAUGGGUUACAAUUUAAGCCCUCAGACUAUGAACAGCAUCAUGAAGCGGUACAGCAAUCAUGGCAGGAUCCCUUUCGAUGACUUUGUGAGCUGCUGUGUGAGACUCCGCGCCCUGACUGACCAGUUCCGAAGACGGGAUACGACCCACUCAGGAAACGCCUCAUUUCGCUAUGAUGAUUUUAUACAGGUCACCAUGAGCAUAUGAAAAGGACAAGACUUUCCAGUGGGGAUCUGCAAACAUCUCAUAGUUUUCAUAUUAACAGCAUUAUAUUAAUUUACAUGUAAUCAGAUUUGUAUAAACCAGGUUCAGAUGUGACAUUCCAUUUCAUUGUUAUAAUUUUGUUAUUCUUACUCCCAACAAACUAAUAAAAUGUAAGCAUUAAUUAACAUGAAUUAAUCCACUGACAAACAUAUGAUUAAUAGUAGUAUAUGCUCUGUAGCCUUUUAUUACCAUGGCAAUCUUGUCAAAUUUUUAUUG
Messenger RNA from Nematolebias whitei (Rio pearlfish), 1080 nucleotides. It is a transcript of the gene sri, whose product is annotated as sorcin. Gene Ontology annotation, molecular function: calcium ion binding. The record is from RefSeq and is a predicted model, not a curated record. The transcript is spliced from 8 exons. The coding region runs from base 253 to 807 and encodes 184 amino acids. NCBI's taxonomy places the organism in Eukaryota, Metazoa, Chordata, Actinopteri, Cyprinodontiformes, Rivulidae.